Molecule: messenger RNA, 1276 nt
Organism: Penaeus monodon (black tiger shrimp)
Lineage: Eukaryota; Metazoa; Arthropoda; Malacostraca; Decapoda; Penaeidae
Exons: 5
Coding region: 97-1149 (350 amino acids)
Source: RefSeq, a predicted model, not a curated record
GUUGAGGACGAGACGACCCGCGAGCUUUGGAACACCAGUUCUGUUUCUUGUGUUAUAAAAGACGGGGUAGUGGAGAAGAAACUUGUUUUCUCCACAAUGGAGGCAGAAAAAGAGAACAUGCAAUCAAGUUUCAAACCCCUGAGAAAGUUAACAUUACUCCGAAGGCAUAGGCCUGAGAAUGACAUGAGCAUUGAAGACUUUAUGAGAUGGGGGGAGAACCCAAGUCCUGGAUUCGAACAGCCCAUGUUAAAGCAAAAUAGAAGCAUUGAGAAAACUGUAAAAAGGAGGGAGUUACAACCUACAAAUGUGCAAGAGGUAAAUUCUGUACAAAAUGAGGAACAGAGAGAGACUGGGCAGGGAAUCUAUGGAAACUACCAGCCAAGAAUGCCAAUGAGUAAUUUGGCACGGCGCAGAUCAGUACAGGCAGACAUUCCCCAUGGGUCAAAAUCAGCGAGUGGUAGUGAUCCAUUACUGAUUGAUGGCAAGGAUGAACAAAGUUUUCGUAAUUCAUUCAGAAGGCAAAGAUUAGUACAAGCAGACAUCUCCCAUGAGGCAAAUUCAGUGAUAGGUGGCGAGCCAAUGCUGAAAGAUGGCAAGGAUGAACAAAACUUUCAUAAUCCAUUCAGAAGGCUUGGUCACAGAAGAAGGUCUAGCCUAUUAAGCACCCAUGAAGAUGCAGGUUUGGAAAACAGUGGUCUUGUACCAAGUACAGCAGCUUUGACCUGUUCUUUCCAACCAAAUUUAAGGAGGAGAUCCAAGCAAUUAAUGCAAAAUAUUGAGGAAUUAGCACAAAAGCAAGAGGAAUUUCCAUCUCUACAUGCAAAUAUAGAAACCAAAGAUUUUUAUAACAGGAGAAGGUCAGCAAGACUCAUGCAGUUGGAUAAUAUUUCAGAGAAAUGUGAGCCUUCAUCAUAUUUAGAUUUUGACAAAAAGCACACAGAAAGGGAAUUUAAAGAAAAGCCUGAGAUACUGGAAGAGAAAGAGAGUUUUAACAGACUUGCCAGUUCCCAGUUCAGCAAGAAUAUGAAAUUGAUUACAAGCAAUUCGAAAGUCACAAAACCUGUGCCAUCUCCAUCCUUUGGCUUCCAGCAAUACAGAAAGGCCAUCAAAGGGAACAUUUCUCUCUGGAGGAAAAAAAGAUGCUUUUGAGAAAGUGCGUCACUUGAUAGAAAAAGCACGGGAGCAGAGGAAAAUCGCUCUCCUUAAAUCCAACUCCAAAGCUACGCCAAGGAUGAGACUGACUCCUUUAAGGUUGAAUCAGGCUUCUGCUCAAAGG